Hippocampus zosterae (dwarf seahorse) is the source of this 2682-nucleotide messenger RNA. Its product is annotated as protocadherin gamma-A2-like. Gene Ontology annotation, biological process: homophilic cell-cell adhesion. Bases 182 to 2569 code for a protein of 795 amino acids. The record is from RefSeq and is a predicted model, not a curated record. Gene Ontology annotation, molecular function: calcium ion binding. Gene Ontology annotation, cellular component: plasma membrane. Lineage: Eukaryota; Metazoa; Chordata; Actinopteri; Syngnathiformes; Syngnathidae. The transcript has 2 exons.
UAUAACGCAAACCCGCAUACGGUCUGUCUCUCGCUGCACGGAUUCUAGUUGCUUUGUCUUUCUGCGGAUGGUUGUAACCUUGUCAAUUUGUUUGUGUCGACCAGCGUCGAAUUGAAAAUCGUGUGGAGCAUUGCAUCGUCUGACUGGGAGAUUCAACACACUUUGGAUUAUUUUUGUCAACAUGGGAGUCGAGGAAUUCUCUCUCUGCCGUCUGAUGUAUGUUUUUGUCGUCGUUGCUCAAAUGCGCCUCGUGUAUGGAGAUCUGAGCUAUUCUCUUUCGGAGGAGAUGAAACGCUCGUCUGUUGUUGGAAAUAUAGCAAAAGAUCUUGGUGUUGACCCGAAAACCCUGUCUGCUCGAAAUGCCCGGAUUGAUGUUGAAGGGACACGUAAGCAGUAUUGUGAGAUGAAUCUGAGCACCGGGGACUUGGUCACAGCGGAGAGAAUCGACAGAGAAAGCCUUUGUGACAAAAAACCCUCAUGUGUGAUAAAACUGGACUUGGUGUUGGAAAAUCCUCUUGAGCUGCAUCGCAUAAAUCUCCACAUUCAAGAUGUAAAUGACAACUAUCCAAAAUUCAAAAAUAAUUUGAUUGAGAUGGAAAUAAGCGAGUCGGCAGAAAAGGGCAGUCGCUUUUCCAUAGAAAAGGCCCAUGAUGCAGAUGUUGGCCAAAAUGCCAUUCAAAGAUACAAUUUACAAAGAAAUGCAAAUUUUAUUCUUGCUGUUGACAACAACAAAGUCGAGCUUGUUCUAGAAAAUAAGCUCGACCGAGAAAAACAAAGUGAGAUGAAUUUGCUCCUCACAGCUUUAGAUGGGGGCUCUCCUCAGAGAUCCGGCACAGUAGUCAUACACGUCACCGUGCUGGAUGCUAACGAUAACGCCCCAGUGUUCAGCAAGGCCAUUUAUAAAGCCAGUUUGCCUGAAAACUCGCCCCCAGAUACAAUCGUGAUCAAUGUGAGUGCUACAGAUGCAGAUGAAGGAGCGAAUGGCGAUGUGACAUAUGACUUUGGCCAUGUCUCAGAUGAUAAUGUUAAUGCAUUUUCUAUUGAGCCCACAACAGGUGUAAUCACAGUAACACGUUUAAUUGAUUUUGAAGAGAAAAGUUCAUAUGAAAUGAGUGUUGAAGCUAAAGAUGGUUUGGGACUGACAUCCUACAGUAAAAUAAUAAUAGAUGUUACUGAUGUAAAUGAUAAUGCUCCUGAAAUUAAUUUGAAGUCACUGUACAACACAGUGUCAGAGAAUGCGUCACCUGGUACAGAGGUGGGCAUUAUUAACGUGCAGGACAGAGAUUCUGGGAAAAAUGGAAAUGUGCACUGCUCCAUUCCACAAAAUGUCCCUUUUAAAUUAGUUCCUUCUAUUAAAAACUAUUAUUCUCUGGUGACCACUGGACAACUUGACCGUGAACUCGUGUCUGAUUACAACAUUACAAUCACCGCCACUGACGAGGGCUCUCCUCCUUUGUCAUCCUCGAAAAGUCUUCACUUGUCUGUAGCAGACAUCAACGACAACCCACCCGUGUUUGAGGAACAGUCGUACAGCGCAUAUGUGAGUGAGAACAACAAAGCUGGCUCCACUUUAUGUUCUGUCAGUGCUCGAGACCCCGACUGGAGACAGAACGGCACCGUGAUUUAUUCUCUUUUACCUGCUGAGGUAAACGGUGCCCCGGUGUCCUCCUAUGUGUCUGUGAACGGAGACACGGGGGUGAUCCAUGCUGUCAGGUCGUUUGAUUACGAACACUUGAGGAGUUUCCAAGUCCACGUCAUGGCCCGAGACAACGGUUCUCCUCCACUGAGCAGCAACGUGAGCGUCAGCGUGUUCAUAUCGGACGUCAACGACAACUCUCCUCAGAUCUUGUAUCCCGCCCCGGAGGGCAACUCCUUCAUGACCGAGCUGGUCCCCAAAGCUGCACACGGAGGCUCUGUGGUGUCCAAAGUGAUCGCGGUGGACGCCGACUCGGGACAGAACGCCUGGCUGUCCUAUCAUAUUGUCAAGUCCACAGACCCGGGACUCUUCACCAUUGGUCUCCACAGUGGAGAGAUACGGACGCAGCGGGACGUUUCAGAGUCUGACAGCAUGAAACAGAAUCUGAUUGUGGCCGUGAAAGAUAACGGACAGCCCCCUCUCUCUGCCACCUGCUCCAUGUAUUUAGUUAUUUCGGACAACUUGGCCGAGGUGCCGGAACUGAAGGACAUUUCUUAUGACGACAAGAAUUCCAAGCUGACCUCUUACCUGAUCAUUGCUCUGGUGUCCGUGUCCACCUUCUUCCUGACCUUCAUCAUCAUCGUCCUGGGUGUGAGGUUUUGUCGCAGGAGAAAGCCAAGACUGUUGUUUGAUGGAGCAGUCGCCAUCCCCGGCGCGUAUCUGCCUCCUAAUUACGCAGAUGUAGACGGCACAGGAACUUUACGCAGCACCUACAACUAUGACGCCUACUUGACAACAGGCUCCAGAACCAGUGACUUUAAGUUUGUUUCGUCCUACAAUGACAACACGCUGCCAGCUGACCAGACUUUAAGGAAAAGUCCAACAGAAUUCUUUGAGGCUUUUGGUGACAUUGAUGAGGUAGGAAUCUUUUAAAAUCAUUUUAUCUGUCAAGCUUCAGCAAAAACAAAAACACACAUUCCACCAGUGAACAAGCUUUAAGGAACCACUCCUGAACACGCUUGUUUAGUAUUUUUUUAACACCACAU